Sphenostylis stenocarpa is the source of this 555-nucleotide messenger RNA. NCBI's taxonomy places the organism in Eukaryota, Viridiplantae, Streptophyta, Magnoliopsida, Fabales, Fabaceae. The record is from the annotation of a GenBank genome assembly.
AUGGAGGAAGAAACAGUGCAGCGUAAAGGCUCGCACUUGAAGAAGAGGGCUCUGAAGAACAAAGCUUUGGGCAUCACUUUCAACGAGAAAGACCUGAAAGACUACGUCACUGGCUUUCACAAGCGCAAAAAGAAGAGAAGAAAGGAAGCCCAGAAGCAACAGGACGAGGCACUGCGCCGCAAACGCUGCGAAGAACGCAAGAAUAGGAAAUUGGAAAGAGAAUUCGUCUUGUAUGGAGGCGUCACGUCUGAUCAAAUUGAGGAGCGUCAAGAAGAAGUUACCGACCAAGUUGAAUCUAUUGCAGAAACGAAGACCUAUGAAAACGCUGAUUUAAAAAUUACUGUGGUGACAAGUGAGAUAAACGCUGAAGAAGAAAAUUAUCCUAGUGAGAAGAAGGAAGAAGCAAUGGCCUCCCAUUCUGUUGUGCCUGAUAAAAGGCAAGGGGUACCUAUAAGUAAUCGGAAAUCUUUUAAGAAGGUUGCAAAACAUAAGUCACGGCCAAAGCCAUCAAGUAAGAGAGAUAAGAAGAAAGGAAAGAAGCGAGGCAAGAAGUAA